AUGGCUCACGCAAACCCCGCUCAGACUAAUGGCGAUGGCCUCCCUCCUGGCACCACCAGACUCAUUGACGUGGACGGCACCGUCAUCAGCAAACAUGCUACCGGAUCCGAUGAGGCGGACAUCGUCCUCAUUCCUCGCCCGUCGGAAGACCCAGAGGACCCAUUAAAUUGGACAAAGAAGCGAAAAUGGCUUGCGACAUCUUGCGUCUUGGUUUACACCGUCAUGAUCGCAAUCCCGAGUAGUGCUGUCUAUUCUGUCGUUACCCCCAUCAGAAAGGCAACUGGAUUAUCGCUUUCAGAUAUCAACAAUGGCACGGGAAUCAUGUUUCUGUUCUAUGGCUGGGGUUGUCUGAUCUGGCAACCAUUUGCGCUUCAAUAUGGGAAGCGACCAGCGUACCUGGCGUCUCUUAUCGCCAACAUUUGGUUCGCGCACCAGCGCCCCAAAUACCUUGCACUCUACGGGUGGGGUCUCUCAAUGACGGGAAAGCUCGCCCCAAUGCUUUCAGGCUUCAUCAACGUGGGCAUGGGUUGGAAAUGGACUCUGUGGUGGUGUUCUAUUUUCAACGGCAUUGCUCUCGUCUACUGCUUCCUUUUCAUGGAGGAGACCAAUUAUGAUCGUCCUGCGAGGCUUGUCGAGGACAGAACAUCCUUAGGCCAUGCGGCCGGAGCUCAAGAGCAACACAACGGAAGCGAUGCGGACGAGAAGUCUUCUGAUAAAGCGGGCGAGAAAAACUUGACAAAUGCCAAACCUAUUGAUACCGAAACCGGACAGAUGAUCUAUCCUCGCAAGACUUAUAUCCAAAAGCUCAGUGUCAAGGACAAGCCUAGGCCCAAUCGCAUGUUGGAUAUCGCACUAGGUGGACUUAGAGGCUUCACAUACCCCUCAGUCGUCUACGCAGGCCUGAUGUACGGUGCCAACAACUUGGUAUGGUCGGGUGUGCAGAAUGCUACCGCUGGCACUGUCUACACCACCAUGUACGGCUUCUCUACUGCCGGUGUAGCAGCGGCCUAUGCCGGAGGCUUACUUGGUACUAUGGUUGGAGGCUAUUACUGCGGCAAGGUUGGUCGGCUGCUCACGAUCCGCCUCGCCCGACGCAACAAUGGAAUCUCCGAGUCGGAACACUCCCUCUGGCUCUUCUCCGCAUCAAUGUUCCUGGUCCCGUUCAGCAUGCUCCUGUACGGUCUGGGUGUGACCUACCAUAUUCACUGGAUGGGUCUCGUAAUCUCCCAGUUCACCCUCGCCAUCAACAACGCCCUCGCCGUGGCAGGAUCCCUCGGAUAUGCUAUCGCGUCGUAUCCGCAGCUUAGCGGUGACAUGAUUACCACAUGCGUCAUCAUCCGCAACACCAUGUCGUUUGCAAUCAACUAUGGAAUCACUCCUUGGUUGAAUCACAUGGGAUAUCGCGAUACCUACAUCAUUGUUGCCGCGAUUGGAUUCGUCUGGAAUGCUAGUAUCUUUGUCAUGACCAAGUAUGGUAGAACUAUCAGAGAGAAGAGUGCAAAGAGGUACUGGCGCCAUGUUGCCAAAGCGCAUGCUAAAGGCCUCAGUCACUGA
Messenger RNA from Colletotrichum fioriniae, 1554 nucleotides. Lineage: Eukaryota; Fungi; Ascomycota; Sordariomycetes; Glomerellales; Glomerellaceae. The record is from RefSeq and is a predicted model, not a curated record.